Porites evermanni is the source of this 968-nucleotide messenger RNA. NCBI's taxonomy places the organism in Eukaryota, Metazoa, Cnidaria, Anthozoa, Scleractinia, Poritidae. The record is from the annotation of a GenBank genome assembly.
AUGAUGAAUGGACAACACGCAGACCCACCGAGUUCGAUACCAAAAUCGAAAACUGGCAAGUAAGUCCAAUUUAGUUUAUUAGAAGAUUCAAUUUCCUGUCCUGCUGAAAUAUAAGAUUAAAAUGAGUUUAAACUUUAUAUUUAUGUUCUUCAUUGAAAACAAACUAAAACAGACUGUUCUUUUUUUCAUGCAGUAAUGUGAUGUUCUGGACAAGCGAGCACGAUGUCCUGUUAUGCAGAGAGGUCGUUUCCGAGAAUCCGUUCAAAACAAGAAAGGGUUCGUCACAAAGAAGCGUUAUUUGGGAUAGAAUAGCCAACACUUUGAAUACCUGUUCCAAGCCUGUCUUUGCUGUGGAUAAAAGGUCCGUAAGGGAUCAUGUGGGUAUUUUAAUUAACCGAAUCAAAAAGAAAUUGAGAGCUGAGGAAAGGAGCUCGGGCAUCGCGCUGCCCGAGCCCACAGAACUUGAAAACUUGGUGGAAGAAAUUAUGGCUCUCGAAGAAACAGCUGAUGCAGAAAUGAAAGAGGACGACGAAAGUGUGAAAGGAAAGGCUGAAAAAGAGAAGGCAAAGGCCACAGAUAUGAGACUUAAAGCACUUGAGAAAGUGUCGGAGACGAUGAAGAGACACUCAGGCGAAAAUGAUCAGGAAAAAGUAAAGAAAAGAGAACGGAGAAGUGGCAGCGAGACCAUGUUGUUCCUGUCCAAAAAAGCGGAAAAAGACCAGGAACUUAAACUUGAGGAACUCCAGCUGAAAAAAGAGCAACACGAUUUGGAUGCAAAACGUCUACAGGCGAGCAUUGAUCAGCAACGCCAGUUUCAGCAACAACAAAGUGAAAUGAUGCGGCUAAUGCAAGAACAACAACAACAGCAGCAACAGCAACUCUUGGCGUCACAACAACUGAUGUUGAGACAGCAACAAGACCAAACUAAAGCACUGAUGAGUUUGUUGGACAAACUUGUGAACAAAUAG